AUGAAAGUCAGUUACAUUUUCUCCCUCCUUUUCUUUUUGAUCAUUUAUAAAAAUACGACCACCAAUGUUGUGCAUUGUGGCGGCUACAGUGAUUUAGCGGCAACGAGCGCCUUAACAACCAUAGUCAAGGAUCCAAUAAGAGUGACACAUCGUCGGAAGCCUUCGUCUGGCGAUGCUAAGUGUCCCGUAUAUUUUUCAAAUCUGUGUGACGAAUAUAAAGCCUUACGAGAAAUUUGGGACCAGUGUACCAUUGCCGUGUACAACAACACCCUUUAUGCCAUCGAGUCCAAGCCACUGCUAUUCUUGCACGGUAUUUUGAACGAGUGCAAAAACAACUUCUCCACAAAAUUGAGACAAGACCCAGGUUUGAUUGUAGCCAAAAUAGACCAAAUAUUAAAGUCCCAAAUAUAUCGUUUCUGGGUGUCAGAGCCUUAUUUGAAAAUCGGAAAGUCGAGCAUCUUCUACACCAGAAUCAACUCCAAUAAUGUACCUCCUCUACCCAAAGAAUGCACUUUGAAACAUUUGUCAUCAUACAUGGAGGAGAAAUUAAAAUCUAUGGAGUCUAAGAAGAAUAUUGAAUCGGGUAAAUAUGAAUUUGACGUGGAGUCAACGAAAAAUACGACGGAUGACAGCCAGGCGGAUGAGGAAGAUGACGAUGAAAAUGAAGAGGAUGCCUUUGAGGAGGAAUCCUUUGAAGAGAAAAAGAGCGAAGAAAAGAAAGAUUAA
This is a messenger RNA of Plasmodium cynomolgi strain B, 726 nucleotides long. Its product is annotated as exported protein 2. The coding region runs from base 1 to 726 and encodes 241 amino acids. The transcript is spliced from 3 exons. NCBI's taxonomy places the organism in Eukaryota, Apicomplexa, Aconoidasida, Haemosporida, Plasmodiidae. The record is from RefSeq and is a predicted model, not a curated record.